GUGCAAUGACAUAAAAAUGACAGUAUCAUCAUCGACCAUUGGCUUUGCAGAAAUGAAAUGUUUUCACGUUCGCAAAAAAUUCCAAUUUUCAUCGAUCAAUUAGUGCAUUUGAACGCAUUAAACGAUUGACAAAACGUGUGCAUCGUUUCAAUUCAAUAAAAGUUAUGAAAAAUCGAAACCAUUCAAUCAAAGUAACGUGCCUGUGAAGAUCGUGGAAAUGUGUUUUUUUUUCUGCUGCCUUCGCCCAUCGUUUAAUUAAAUAAAGUGUAUUCGAUUCAACUGUAUAUAACACACCUGACGUACUGUGUGUUUUUACGAGAAAUUUGUUAACUUUUCGUUUCCCAUUUAAUUGUGCAAUCAAAUUUAGUGUCGAUUAUAUUGUGCUGAUUCAUCGCAACGGCAGCGAUAUUUUGUUUAUAAACAAGAGUCGAGAGUUGAUUUUCUUGUUCUUUCCUAUUUCUUUUUUCUUAUUUAAAUGUUAAAUGUCCAUCGUAAACAGUUUACAUAACCAAAACAAUGGCUAGGAAUGUAAAGUGUCCACAUUUGGAAUUUGUGUCACCACUUUCGAUAUCGGAACUCAGCACACAGAAACAGGGACAGCCAUGUUCUCGUUGCGAUACCAGGGGACAAAAUCUUUGGAUUUGUCUGUACAAAAAUUGCCUUCAAACCGGUUGCUCCGAACAGUAUAAUGAUCACAGCACCAAACACUUCAAAGCUCUAACCACCCAUUGUGUGCACAUGAAUUUAUCGUCUGGAAGAAUCUGGUGCUACAUCUGCGAAAAGGAGGUGUUUUUGCGCGAUCGACGAAAUUCUUUGAUUAGCAACGAUUCCAGUGAUGCCAGUCGAUAUUCGGAGAGAGUGAACGUAUACGAUCGCGGCGAUUCGGGUGAUAGUAGUGAUGAUGACGAUGGCAGCGGUCGACGAAAUUACGGAAGUGGUCUGAUUGGAUUACAAAAUAUUGCGAACACUUGCUAUAUGAAUGCUGCCUUGCAAGCUCUCAGCAAUACGCCGGCGUUGACGGGAUUUUUUCUGGGAUGCGGCAAUAUCAUCGAGAUAACCAACGAAAUGAUGAUGCAACAAACAAAUCAACGGAAAGCUGUACUAGCGCAAAGCUAUUAUCGACUUAUGCGUGAUAUGUGGAGCAGAAGUAAACGAACUAACGGCUAUAUUGUACCGAGCAGUAUUUUGAAUUGUAUUCGCAAUGUACAUCCAAUGUUUAGGGGCUACCAUCAACAUGACACUCAAGAAUUUCUCAGGUGCUUCAUGGACCAAUUGCACGAGGAACUGAAAGAGGUCGUUCAGUAUCCACCAAAUUCGGACCUGCUAUUUCCAAAAACAACCAUCAGUCAAAUCGACAGCGAAUCAUUCCGAACUGUCGACGAUGACGAUGUAUCGUGCUCGUCACCGUCUCUAUCUGAAGCAGAAUAUGAAACAUGCGACAGUGGAGUAUCGGAACAAUCCAGCCUAUCUGACGAGGCAUCCAUCAAGAGAUCUAUUUAUUCAUCGUCACCGCAACGAUAUUUUCGACCCUCUAGUCCCACCGCCAUUCUAACUAACCAAAGACAAACUAAAUCUAAUCAAUCAGCAAUUAAUACAAGCCGUUCCAGUUCGGUGACAAGUUCAAUGUCACCAGCCGGUUCAAAAGAUACCAGUGCCAAUUUACCAGCAAAAUUACCACAUCGGUCAAUUAUAAGUGAUGUAUUCGAUGGAAAACUACUGUCGUCGGUGCAGUGUUUGACCUGUGAUAGAGUGUCAACUCGGGAAGAAACAUUCCAAGAUUUAUCGUUACCAAUACCCGGCAAAGACCAUCUGAGCGUCUUACAACAACAGUCGCAAAGUGUUAUUCUGCAUCAGCCGAUCGGUAUAACAUGUACAGAUGCAUUUAAUCAAGUCACGCCAGAAGGGUGGUGGAACUGGUUGUAUCGAAAGUUGCAAUCGUGGAUUUGGGGACCGGCUGUGUCGCUUCAUAAUUGCAUGGCAGCAUUUUUCAGUGCUGAUGAGUUAAAGGGCGACAACAUGUACAGCUGCGAGAAAUGCAACAAACUGCGAAACGGCAUCAAAUAUUCACGAGUGCUACAGCUACCAGAAAUGCUGUGUGUUCAUUUAAAGCGAUUUCGGCAUGACCUAUCCUACAGUUCAAAGAUUACCAGUAUUGUGCAUUUUCCGUUACACGAUCUGGAUAUGAGCGCAUUCUUGCAUAAAGACUGUAAGUCGGAGAUAUCCAAGUACAAUUUAACAGCAGUGAUAUGUCAUCACGGAACUGUGGGUGGCGGCCACUACACCAGCUUUGCCAAACACGAAUCGAACGGCAGAUGGUACGAAUACGAUGACCAAUUGGUAACCGAAGUCAGCGAAGAAGUAGUAAAGAACUGUGAAGCGUACGUGCUGUUUUACCGGAAAAUCAAUCCCCAAAUGGAUGUCAUACGAGCUCAGGUCAUCAAAUUGGGCGAUGCUAAUUUGGAAAUGGCUGCAGCCGAUAUUCGGUUCUAUGUUUCGAAGCAGUGGUUCAACAAACUUCACACAUUCGCCGAACCGGGUCCGAUUGAUAAUUACGAGUUUCUGUGCCAACAUGGUGCAUUUUCUCCGUACAAAGCACCGAUUAAGAGUCAUCUGGUUGUGCCACUUCCUCAAGUGUUGUGGGACUUUUUGUUCAGGAAAUUCGGCGGUGGACCGGUAUGCAAUCAGUUGUACGAAUGUGAAAUUUGUCACAGAGCCCUGGAAAUGUUGUCGCGUCGACAGAAAAUUGAGCUCGACAUUUUUCAAAUGCAGAAAGAUGUGGAAACGCCAACCAUUUACGCAAUAUCGUUGGUGUGGCUGAAGAAGUGGCAGCGAUUUGUCAAUGGUGAAACGACUACUCUACCUGGUAAAAUAACGAAUGACGUGACUCAGUCCGAUGAUACACAACGGCAAUCGCGUCACGGUUCAGACUAUGCUCAGAUAAACUCACGUCUGUGGAAAUUCUUCUACGAUACCUACGACGGUGGACCGGAAAUCAUAUUAAAGGGAACUGGCGAAGAAUUAAUGGAGACUUCGUCCGAAUUGGCCAAUGAAAUUGAUGUCGAUGAAAUACAGUUGAUCGAUGACACGGCUCUGACAAACAAAUUGCCGGACCAACCCGUGGAACAUGUCAAUGAUAAACCACCGAAAACUGUCAACGAUAAACCACCGACGGCUGUUCAUCAAAAAGUUGCGAAAAGUGUUUCGUUCGAAGAUGAAGAUGUUCACUCCACCGGAUCGACCGAGGUACAAGAUGUUAUUCCACGCAUUGACAUAAUUGCUCGUGAGCGACGGCGCAGAAAUCGAAUGGAUCUAACGCCUAAACUAACAAAUUCGACGACUCCAUCGAAUGCAGAAAUCAUCAGCAAAAAGGAUAAGCGACAUUGCAGUGGCAUAACGACGAAUGGACUCUUCGGUCCUGAAGGUAAAUAUCAGGCAUCACAGACUCAACUGGACGAAUUCGUUGAUUCGUACCGAAGCGAUGGUGUGAAGAAUGCCGACGCCAAUGACACAGGUAAACGGAUGUACGAGGACGGCGGAUUGGCGAACGAAUCGAAGUGCAAAGACGCUGAGCCGCAACAUGUUCGCUCGAAAAUCUCUCCACAAAUGACCGAUGUACAUGCGUCACGCAAGUCUUAUCGUAAGAAGCAUAAGCUGAAGCACGAUAAGAAGAAAUCGUCAUACAAUCACUACAGUAGCAACAAUGGGGAAACGGUUCUCAGCGACAGCGAUGUCAAUUAACUAAUUUAAAAAAAUUCUUUUCUUGGUUUAUGGAAUAGUGGUGGCAUUCCGUUCACUUGGUUUAUGUUCUAUGGCUCUAUUAGUGUUGAGUUGAAUUAUUUUUUUUUGUGGUUCAGUUCAUAUUAUUGGUUGUUGUGAUGAGGUUUAAAAGAUUUCUUUUUUGUUUUUUUUUUUGUUAAUUUAUACCUUGUUUAUUCCCUAGCAUAACCGGAUAGCAUAAAUUUCAUUAAAACAUUCUAGAUUUAGAUAAA
Molecule: messenger RNA, 3989 nt
Organism: Bradysia coprophila
Lineage: Eukaryota; Metazoa; Arthropoda; Insecta; Diptera; Sciaridae
Gene: Usp20-33
Product: Ubiquitin specific protease 20/33
Biological process (GO): protein deubiquitination
Molecular function (GO): zinc ion binding; cysteine-type deubiquitinase activity
Source: RefSeq, a predicted model, not a curated record